Messenger RNA from Amoebophrya sp. A120, 1179 nucleotides. The record is from the annotation of a GenBank genome assembly. Lineage: Eukaryota; Dinophyceae; Syndiniales; Amoebophryaceae.
AAGUAGCGUACAUUCUAAUUAGGGCCGCAAGGGCACGGGUUGGGGUUUGAGGGGUUUUAGGGUUUCCAUCGCGUGCCGGGUGCCAUGGAUGGCUCCGGUCUUCUUUUGCAAAACGACAAGCAAAUGCGAGUGCGACCUGAAGUUGAACGACAGCAUGCUGUCGGUCCCCGGCGCCGACGAGAAGUUCUAUCGCUUCGCGGUGUAUCUUCAUGCCGGAUACACCGAACCGGAGUGCGCGAGUCGCAUGCUGGUGCUAAAUCUGCGGUGCUGAGACGGCCGAACUUCAUCUUCAGUAGUAGCGCAGAAAUCGAAAUUCCCGCGCUGCGAGGCUUCCUGAUGACAUUGGUUGCCCUGUCUCGGGAGUCUGAAUCUCCCGGGUCGUGCCACGAAAGUUAACGAUAAAAGCAGCGGCGCGACGCUCUUAGUCACCAAAGAGGUGCUGGCGAUCAAGAUGCGGGAGUGGGACCUUCUGUUCCACCGAAAUAGCGCGCGACUACGACGCUCGAGAAUAAACGCGGAGACGGCUGAAGUCCCGGCAGGACAAGGUGACACGAGCAGUUUUGAACAACUCCACUUGGUACAGCGACGCCGUGGGAACAAAUCUUCCUGGAAGAGCUGCAGUGCGAGAUAAACAUCUGAUCUCGGAACCAACAAAAAGUACUGGCAGCGCAACGCAAGAUCACCUCGGAAUAAGUCCCGGCAGGGCAUUGCGAGAGUACCUCGAUACAACCAGUCCUGGCAGGUCGACGCAGUUGGGGCGAUUGCUGGCAGAAGGGCGACGCGAGAUGCAAAAUAUCUCGGAGCAAGUGCUGGCAGCGCAAGCUCAGCGCGAGAGUGCCUCGGCAUAAUGCUCGGCGCGGAAUCGCGAUAAUAACACGGCGAUGCAGUUACAACUCCUGGCAGGGGUACGCAGUCGGGACGAUUGCCGGCAGGGCAUUGCGACAUAACAAUAUCUCGGAGUAUUUGCUGGCAGCAAAACCAAAACGCGAGAACACCUCGAAGCUCGUCCUUGCAGGGCGCUGCAGUCGGAUGAACCAUUGCCGGCAGGGCAUCGCGAGCGAAAUAUCUCGCAAAAUAAUGUGCUGGCAGCACAACGCGAGAGUGCCUCGGAAUAAGUCCCGGCAGGGCAUCUUGAGAGUACCUCGGGACAAGUCCUGGCAGGGCAACGCAGCCGGAUGA